AUGAUACUCUUACUGUUCACAGCUCCAGUCGAGGUGCAGCUCUCGAGGAACACACACGUGGAACCAAGUGCUCUCUUGUUCACCCUUACUACCUUCAAUAUGCGUAUGACCCUGGUCCUCGUGGUGGCACUGGCCCUCCUCGGGCCCGCCAGUGCCCAGCGUGGCUCCAGGCUGCAGCAGAUGGUCAGAGGAUUUGUGGACGACAUGAGUGACAUGGCCUCGAGGAUUGGCACGGGCAUGCUCAAGUCCUUCAACAACCGGCCAGGAGCGGCACGAGAGAAUCGCCCCGCUCUUCCCGUCCGCAAACGCCAGCGCCCUGUGCCCCUCGAUGAUCUCCCGGCCCGUCAGUCCAGUGACAACUUGGUAGCUCCCAACGACCCUCAGCGCCCCCGCCCUGUGCUUCGUCAGGAGCGCCCUCGCCUGACCUUCCGCCAGUUCGUGGACGGCACCAUGGCCGGACUCAGGAACAUCUUCCCCAGGCUCACCCGCCGAAACUUCCACCGCAGUGCUCGCGACGUGCAGCAAUAAUGGAGGCACUGAGGCCAGCAAGGUGACGGGAGCUUCGCCCUCAGGAGGGGUUGAGGGGCAUGUGGUGCACCAGCAACAUGGGAGCGGGGAUGCCUACCAGGGGCCAUCCAAUGUCCCUCAAACGGCCCUCAACCCAUACACUGGUAACGCCGAUAGUAACACGCCUGGUGUCAGCACUGUAAAUACCAAAACACAAAAUACAAACUCGUACCACCAAAGCAUGAGUAGCGGCCGAGGACCUUCGCAACGCCAGCAAGGUUUUGGUUACCGCGACCGCCCUUUCGGCAACCGGCGCCCAUCGUCAGGAACACCUCCGUUUCACAGUCAGAGAGACAAGCUGCUUCCUCCUGGCCCGCCCUACUCCUCCCACAGUUACGGCCCGGGUUUACAGGAUGGUCGUAUCUCCAGCGGGGUAGGUGGUCAAAACAGGGAGCAGCAGUGGAACACUCGUAGGCGCUGGGACACUCACAAAGGCAAGAGAAUUUAAGUCUCCCUAAGACACCCACAUACACUAAAUAAUGUACACCUGCCAUUUAUGCACUGAUUCAAUAUCCACUUGUUACAAACAUACCUUGAGAACACAUCCACUGUUACAAAGCUCAGUAGAUAUACAAGCUGUACAUCAAGGAAAGUACGGCGCCUAAAACAUAUAUGUAUCAAUGCAUAUACGCCAGUACAUCAAUACAAUUAUAUUUCUGAUACACACACAAACUUGUGAAAACCUGCAUACAGAAAACAUAUCAGUUAAAUGUCCGCCAACUUACUCCAGCACAACAAUAUAUACUAUAUUGCAUUUCAUAACAUGACUUCACUGGGUUUACACUAAAGACACACAGUUUGAGACACAGACAUCGAUCUACACUCAGGUAAGACACACACACACACACACACACACACACACACACACACACGCACACACACACACACACACACACACACACACUCACACACACACACACACACACACACACACACACACACACACACACACACACACACACACACACGCACACGCACACACACACACACACACACACACACACACACACACACACACACACUGCUGCAUCUCAAGCAUUCUUCCACCGCGUGCUUCCUCAUCCGCCCCCGUUGGCUCCCCUCUCAUCACGUAAGUCCAGUAUUCGCCCAAGUAGUGCAUGGCUUUGGCUUCCGUGUUUGCUGUACAUAGCAGGGAAAGCCUCUGUGUAAAAAGGCAUGCGUCGGUUCCUAGGAUAAGAUGUCUGACAUUUUAAAGAGGUCAUGAAAACACUUCUUUAAGUUCUGCUCUCUUCUCGCACCCACUGGAUGAGUUUAUCUUGUUCUGUUAUUUUUUUCAUGACCUUAAUUCAGUUCAGGGCUACAUGAGAUUGAUCAAAGAGAGUAAGUACUACAAGAAAUCGUUUGUACAGUCUUGGCUUAAAGUUACUAAGGCUGUAUAAUGGUUCAUUAAUUUUGCGUAAAAAAAUCAUACUCAUUCAGAUUUCUUGAUACACAUAAUGUUUUAAAAACUCACAUUUUUUGUUACUUGAGUAUUCCUUCAUAGUUGUUAAGCUACAUGUGGACAAAUGUUAUAGCAUGUUAUGUUAAGAGCAACAUACAAUUAGUUUAGUAGUUUUGGCAACGUAUUGGAUUUUUCAUAAUUUCUUUAACACAAACAAAAUGCAAAUAGGACCAGGAAUGUGAGCAAAAUGAUGUAUAUUUUUAAACAUGGAAAACUUUUAUAUUCUUCUACACGUUGCCAGUUAUUCACGUUCGUUGUUACGAUUGGAGUUACUAGUAUUUGUUAUUUUCUUGCUUUACUUGUUAGGCUUUGAGUGAACCCUUUGAUUGCAUGAGAAUGAGUGUAAAUGAAUAACACAAAGGCCGAGAUAUAAAAAGAUGCAAAAUUAAUCUUUCAUUAGGUUGAAAGAGUUUUGUUUAGAAAUAUUAUUUACGUUUAUCAUCAGUCGUUAUGCUAGAGCAAACACUGCACUCUAAAUAUAUAUCUCGGUCUUUAAAUAAGAAUCCAUAAGGUUCGUUUUGCCCUCCCUCACACGGAGCACGUAAACACACCUCAUGGAUCCAGAACCUGUACAUAAGAUAACACUGGAAAGAUGGGAUGAAUGUAUGCGUCGGGCAGGUUCCUGACAUGUAUUUAUUAUGUACAAAUACAACUUUCUCUUAACCUGCGUUAUUCUUUCUCCUUUGCCUUCAGAAAAAAAAAAAAAAAUAUAUAUAUAUAUGUAUUUGAUUACAGAAAACGAUGCUGUCUGAAAGGGACGAGUUUAUUGUAGGGUGGGGAGUGACGAGGUAAUACAAAUUGUUUUUAUUACCUUUUAGACAACAGGUGAUCAACGGGAGAACAACGGCGAUAAAUAUCUAAAGAGAAAACGAGAAGUUGAAACAGAUGGGGCGAGUGCGUACUUCAGUGAUUCACAGUACCUUGCCUUGUUUGAGAGGUCAAGUGGAUGCUUACUGUUAACAACAACAACAGUAACAACAACAAAAAACAUUCAGCAAAAAUGUUUGGCAGGUCAUGGUGCUUAAACAUAUAACGAUGACAAACUUCAAAGAUAAAAAAAAGCCAAACAUAAUGAAAUAACAAGUCAAAAUAUAACAGAAUUUAGGGUUAAAAAAUAUAGGGUUUUGUACUGCUUUUUGGGGAUGUUAAUUAAUACCAUUAACAACACUAAGGAUACCAUUAUCUUUUAUGAUUAUGGUUAUAGCUGCUAUGCUAUUAUGGGAAACAGUUAAACAGAUCAAAUUGAAGUGAGUUAUAAAUAAUCACUUCUUGGCUGACUUUAAUUUUAUUAACACUGUACCGAGAUCAAUAAAAAUAUAUUUUUA
This is a messenger RNA of Penaeus chinensis, 3354 nucleotides long. RefSeq lists its product as uncharacterized. Lineage: Eukaryota; Metazoa; Arthropoda; Malacostraca; Decapoda; Penaeidae. The coding region runs from base 1 to 528 and encodes 175 amino acids. The record is from RefSeq and is a predicted model, not a curated record. The transcript has 5 exons.